This is a messenger RNA of Phaedon cochleariae (mustard beetle), 351 nucleotides long. The record is from the annotation of a GenBank genome assembly. NCBI's taxonomy places the organism in Eukaryota, Metazoa, Arthropoda, Insecta, Coleoptera, Chrysomelidae.
AUGGCUGCUACCAGUGCUGGGUUUAUCACGAACCCUCUGGAAGUCGUAAAACAUCACAUGGAAAUGAGCAAGAAGAGUCAAUUCCAAAACAAGUGUGCCAAAUUUUUCCACACCGGGUACACGGUAGCCAAGGCAGAUGGACUGAAGAGUUUGCAGAAGGGUCUGUCUCCGGCCCUUGGGGCAUACCUUGCCAGCUACGGAAUGAAGUUGGGCCUGGAUUCAGUAAUUGAUUUUUUUGUGGAGGAUAAGAAUCACCCUGUAGAUCUUUUUCAAAUCAGUGAAUGCGGUAUAUGUGAAAAUGUUGAUGGCCAUCGCUAUAAUAGUUAUUUAUGCAACAGGUGCAAAAAGUGA